GAGUACGUCAAUAUUCGAUAGUUUAUUUACGUAACGUUUGCAGGAUGCUGAAGGUAGCGCCUUAUUCAUUCAGUGAAAUACUCGCGUAAAAAAAUAGUAAAAUAAAUAAGCUGACGUUAAUUUCGAAAAGUAAACUGAAGUUGUACUUGAUGAACUACGCUAAUGAGAGGAAUUUAACGAAUAGUUAUUAUGUAGGUUGCGCGCGCAGACAAUGGCAUGACGCUUACAGACGGUUUGGUGAUUCGUCGAAUUCAAAUCGGGCUAGAGGAUUUCGCAGAAUCGGUUGAGAGGCAUUCGGCCCGUGAAAAUAUAUCUCAGUUAAUGCCAGUGAUCGAGAGAAAGAAUAAGCAGUGAGUGUACUUGCGUGGAAAAGAGUAUACGGAGAUCGAGGAGAAGAAGAGGAGACAGAAAGUGGACAGAAGAAGAGGAAGCUGAGCAGCGUAGUUGUUGUUCUUAAAGAGAAUCAUGUCACGUUCGGACGCUGACUCGGAACGUUCGAGUGAUUCCGAGCGAAAUUCCUACAGCAACAACAGUGAGAUUGACGAGCCUAAUCGGAGACGAAUUCGCAGGAAUCGGGAGCAUAUGUGCAAAAAAUGCAAACGCAACGCCUUGUUGGCUCUAUUGAACAGCAGUAGCAGCAGCAGCACCAGCAGCAGCAGUGCGACUACCGGCAACAUCACGAGCAGCUCGUCAACGGACUCGUCGGACUCGUCGGACAGCUGUUCCUACAACAGCGAGGACUCGAGCGACAGCUUCUUUACGACCAGCAAGUCGUGCUCGGAAUCCGACUGCUCUACGGACAGCUCAUGGACCCCCGCUAGUCGCGAUUCCGACUCAACGAGUCUCGAUUCGGACGAAUAGCAACAAGUGCGCUUUUUGUUAGACCUGCUGCCAGGCUGUCGUUUGCUUCUAGAACGGCCUUGUCCCUGCCACACUUCAAGCCAGACCAGCUCAGCUAUUAUCCAAACUCGUUGCCCGACUCACUUGUAUAUGCGACUCUGAUACUCGAUUGUUCGUAUUGCUCGCCCGAUCGAUAGUUCAAUGAAUUUUUAAGUCGAUCGCCAAACAUUCGCUCGUAAUUGCAGGCAUUCCUUAAAAUUUUCAACUCGAGUCGCAAGAAUAACUUGUUCAUUUAAGCGGGAUGGAAAUUUCAUCGGGCUAUUGACAGCUACCGUUGGCAACCUGUAUGGAUUACAGCCUUCGGUCUCGUGGUCCAUUGUUCCAGAAAAUUCCAGCCGGUGGCGCUUUAACAACGCUGCCACGGCGAACGGGCUUGCGCGCGCUCUGCCAAGUUGGCGAUCGAUAAAUGUUGACACAUUUAAUGAUUAUAGCCUCCCUAAUCUGUUCUGCGUUCCUAAACUUUUUCAAGUGCAUUCCCGGCUCGCCCGUCAUCUAAUAAGCUUCCUAUUUUUAACGCCGUCGAGCUUAUCACUUUGCUUCGUUAAUGUCCCACGCGAGUUUUACCCAUUUCUUUUAUUCGGCCACAUGAUUUUUCGCGAAUCGUUCUAACUUUAAUAAUUUUAUUUGUCAAGACUAGUUUAUUUAUAAAGCGAAUAAUCGUUAGAUUAAUUUUAUUAUUAUAAAACAGCAUUCGACUCGCGUCUUAGCGUGAGCCAUUUUAUACUUUUUAUAUGUAGAUUUUUUUUUAUGGUACACUAAAACUUAUUUUGAAGCACGAAAACUUUGGCGUCUUAUUU
This is a messenger RNA of Phymastichus coffea, 1697 nucleotides long. RefSeq names its product osteocalcin 2-like. The transcript is spliced from 2 exons. Bases 466 to 861 code for a protein of 131 amino acids. NCBI's taxonomy places the organism in Eukaryota, Metazoa, Arthropoda, Insecta, Hymenoptera, Eulophidae. The record is from RefSeq and is a predicted model, not a curated record.